Ochotona princeps (American pika) is the source of this 4621-nucleotide messenger RNA. RefSeq names its product spermatogenesis-associated protein 31D4. Bases 293 to 4621 code for a protein of 1442 amino acids. The record is from RefSeq and is a predicted model, not a curated record. Lineage: Eukaryota; Metazoa; Chordata; Mammalia; Lagomorpha; Ochotonidae. The transcript has 5 exons.
AAUCCUUUGUGACUGAAGCUCUAUGAUGCAAACCUGGAACUAUAUAGCCAAGGGCCGGAACCUUGAGCUCUCAGUUGCCUCGUAGCAGCCUUACGAUUCAGACACGGAGACUCUCCUCUUACUUCUGAAAAGCUAUCUUGAGCUGUGGCUGAGCUUCAGCUCAACUUUUAUUGAGAAUGAGUUCAAACACGCUGUUAGCCUAGUUGUUAUCAGCGGGUUGGGGAUCAUCUUCGUGUACUUGGGCUACCGGGUACUGAAGUUGUUUUUCACAAAUGCACAAAGAAAGAAGAACAUGGCAAAGUGUCGGGGGAGAGCCAAGAGGAGGCGGAAAGGUGGCACACACAGAGGUUCAAGGAUGAAAGAGAAAGAAGCAGAGGAGGGAAGGAAACUUCUUUAUAUUCUGAAAAGCUCUCUGAGCCAAAGUGAAGAUAUCACCAACGUUCGUCAUCUCCUGUGCCCAGAUGCCCGCUGCAUCGUGUGUAACAGAACAGCAGCCAAGGUCAGCCGGCUGCUGUCUCUGGGCUCCCUGCUAGAUGAUACAUCCUCUAAGCAUUACAUGGCUUCCUCAACUUCCCUAAUUGACAAAACAUUCACUGCACAAUCUGCUUCCUCAGAAACCCAUCCAAAAGCAAGAACAUCUGUCUCUCUGCCCGUGCCCUCUGCACCUCCCCCUUCUACUACCUCACUUAGCCGUGUUACCUCUUUACCUGAUUUACUGACUGCGGAACCACUGGCUGACUCAGUACCACCAGAGCCUGUUCUUCCCAUGGCUAUUGAAUUCCCAGUGGACCCUUCCCCACCCCAACCCCUUUCUCUUUCCCCUCCUGCACCACUUGGCAGUCAGAAAUCCGAUCAUGGACUCGACCAGCAGACCUCUCUACCUGUAGGAAAUGGCCCUGAUGAGUUGUCAACUGAUAAUCCACCAAUCAGUGAUAUUGACCGCUCAAUGCCAGAAUCCAGGGAGCAGGUUCCUGUGAAAAAGUCUACGGACUUGUUCCUUUCCAAUCUAGAACAAGAUAGUUUCAAGCAAGAACUUCUUGCUCGCCAAUCUCCUGACAGAGAAAGUACAUCCUACUUUGUAGAGCCCACUCACCUCUCAUUUGUUAGCCCUGAUGAUAUCACCCACUUGGAGAAACAAAUAAAAAAGAGGGGUGAGUGCCUGAUACAGAAGGAAAGGGAAAGUAAAAUGACACCUUUUCCAAAACAAGUUAAGUCAGCCCACCAACUGGAGACUUCAGAGAAAAUAACAGAAUCAGGUGCUGCUGAAUAUAAGUCAGCAGUCAGUCCAGACUAUCAACUGCAUAUGCUAGAGUCAGAUGCUGAGAAGCAUGACUCAGCAAUGAGUGCAGAACACCAACUAGACACUUCAGUGAAAGCGCUAGAGUCAGAUGCUGACAAGCAUGACUCAGCGAUCAUGUCAGACCAACGACUAGACACUUCAGAGAAGAUGUUAGAGUCAGAGGCUGAGAAGCCUGAGCUGGCCUUCCAUCUGGACCACCAGCUGCGUACUCUAAAGCCAAUGUUAGAAUCAGGCGCUGAUGAGCACGGUGAAGCAGUCUCCCUGUAUUCUGGAGACAGCAAACGCAAACCAGCCGAGCUGCAUAUGCAUCAGCAGCCUCCAUCUUCUAAAACGUUUGAGAACCAGUCACCAAAAAAAUGUAUCCAACACUUCUGGGGUAUGCCAACUCUACACAGCGAGUCCUUGUACCCCGUUACCCAUGAUUCAAAUAACUGUCUUUCCACCUUGAUCACCUUCAAUGGGAUUGUCAAAUGUCCCAUAUCUGAAGGAUUUCCAGUAUCUUACCGUCCCAAACCUCGAGUCUUGCCUGAGAUCCAACCUCAACUUUUACCUCAAAGUCUCUCUCCAUCUCCACCUCAAAAGGCUACUCAGGCCUAUUCUGAACACAAACCUCCACCUCCAAUUCCGAUGUUACCAACAUCUCCUUUAGCCCAGAUGAGGAUCUGUGGAGUGUGUUUCCAUAGACCCAAAAUGGAGACACAGUCUCUCUUGCCCUCUGAAAUUCAUCGGCUGGAAUACAAUGUCUUACAGAAAGAACAAGAGUAUUUGUGGGGUUUACCCCCUUUAGUCCAAAAAUCUAGGGAGUACUCUUGUCCUCCACCUCCCAACACUCCCCUUUUGAGCCAGCAUUGCAACAUCCACAAGCCAACCUCCAUUCUUCUCGGAGAUUACCCUCUGAGCCCUGACGUUCGGAAGAAAUUAGAACAUCACCUUCGAAAGAGACUGAUCCAACACCGCUGGGGUUUACCCCGCAGGGUCCAUGAGUCCCUGACACUGAUUAGUCCUCUGAGAGCAGCAGCAGCUUCCCAAAUUUCAGAUUCAGAGAGCGGUCACGGUCACCGACAGAAACGGGUCUCUCUGCUUAAGAGUAGCAGAGACUUCAAGAGUUCUGAAUUCAGCCAGACUUCACUUUCUUCUGAGUCUGGCUCAGAAAAGCUUCACUCAGCUAGAGUUAGGAAGAAGACACAGUGGCACAGCCCAAAGAGUGGCCCUAGUGAUUCUCUGUUGGAGGAGUCCUCCGAUAACACUCCGGGGUUUGACUCCGAGGAAGAUCCAGAGAGCUAUACAGCGAAUCUCUCUGAGAAGAUUUCAAGGGCCUCAGGGGUCAGUGUUCAUCAGAAACAAUUAGAAAACACACUGAAAGAGCACUUGAGUAAGAAACUGGAGGAAAUCAGGGAGGGUCGGAUCCCUGCGGCUGUGAGUAGCUCAUGGCACGCCAUCAAACAGGCACUGUCUGUUCCUGAAACAUCUCAAAGCAGUGUGGAGCCGACAGACGCAGCACCAGGUGUAGCCAGAAGCAUUAGCCUAAACACUUCCCAGGAGCUAUAUUUCCUGGGCUCUGAAAAACAAAAGAUACUGGAAGAUCAUAUAAAUAGUUUUUGUAAAAGGAGCAAGUGGGGCUUUCCCUUUAGGGUCUUGGAGUCCAUGCAGAUCAGCAGCGGGAGAGAGGACUCCUCCCAGUCCUUAGGCCAUAUGCACUGCUCUAUCUCGGAAAACAUGAUUUCUGCAGUGAGUUCACUCGGGACCUCUAAGUCAUUUGGCAGUUCUCCAUCUUUUCAUGGACACAAGUUGAAGCCAAUAAAGUCCGUCCCUAAUCUGGAUCAUCGCCUUCCUCCUGCCUCACUCGUGGGGAAGGACGGACAAGGGGGGCAGAGGAAACAAUCCCUUAAGAAAAAACCAGAGUUUGUAGAUGUUCAGAUGAAGGAUGGCCGGCAGACUCGGACAGACGAAGAAACGAGGAGGAAGGCAGAGCAAGACAAUAGACCCGACCCGAAGCUGGUGUCUGCCACUCGUGAUGGCUCUGGACUUGAGCCGAAGGAAAAGGUAAUGGAUUCCAGCGACAGGGAAGAAAGGCGUCAGGUCUCCAAAACAAAGCCUUUAGAAUGCUUCCCAAACUAUAACAAGUCCAGAGAGAUAUUUAAGGCGAACGAACUCUUUGCACUUCAAUCAAAAUCCACCUGCGCCUUGGCAACCAGCACAUCCUUAGGGGCAGAUGUGAAAAUAAAACAAGAAGAAACUACUUUGGUUACUAAAAUUCCCACACCAACAAUGGCAGUUUCCCCAAACCCUAAAGUGACAGAUUUUAAAAACCAAUUGAUGAAUGAAUUAAAGUUGAAAUUGGAGAAUAGGGAUCAGAUCCAAUUUCAAGGCCAAUCUGUUGACAUGCCAGUGGCCUCAGAUAAUUCAACUCCCAAAUCUUUGCCGACUGCUGCCCAGAUUGUCUCCAGCGGGGACGUGGCAGCUUCUCAGGUUAUGCACGUCCAGCUGGACAACACAAAAGCCAACGUGGAACAGAAUCAGGAGCCCUGGGUUCCUAAGCUUGUCUUACAGAACUGCUGGGAUAUGAAUACUACACCCAGUUCAAAGAAACAAAGUUCUUUGCAAGCUCAAACAGGAGAACUCGGUGAAGGAGACGCAGGACUGGGGACAUCCCGACACAGUAAGAAGAGCUGUUCUGUGAAGGACAAAGCAUUCAACGAGAUGUGUGGGAGCAGAACUUCCCCAAGCCUCUCAAGGCAGGAUCAGCCUCCUCCGGAAAGUCUCUUUCAGAAACAUAUCAAGAAUUUUUUGCAAUGGUUUUGUCCUGGAAACAGAUCCAAAGGGAAAGGAUUUUUCCUUGGAAACGGGUCCUCUUCCUUGUCAUCGAUGCAGACGAAAGUUAAAAGAGCUUCCCCGACUAGCAGCCCAAAAACUCCAGCAAUGACAAUCAACACUGGCAAGGCAUUAGAGGUAAAAGCGGGUCAUAGCCACGGAGUCAGGAUCGCCUGUGCCCAAGCGCCUGUGUCACUUUCCCCCCUACCAAAGUCUGUGAAAACUCAUAAGGCACAACCCAGGGUCCAGCAAGAGCCUGUGCAGGCACAUGCUUGCAAGCACAAAGCUGCUUCCUCUAAACUGAACAAUACAGGCUCCUUCAGCCAAAAAGCUCCCAAUGCUGGCCAAAAUUAUCCCUCAAAGAAUAUACUGAUCAAAGUUGUAGUUCUAACAAGGUCAGUCAUGGUGAAUCUCUCGGACCAUGAUGGGAUGUCAGACUUGGGGCUGGAGUUGGAAUUAAAUCGUGUGGGUCGUUCCAUCAGCCAUGCUUCUCCCGUGAAACCCCGAUAA